This is a messenger RNA of Chroicocephalus ridibundus (black-headed gull), 10657 nucleotides long. RefSeq names its product ubiquitin specific peptidase 49 (gene USP49). The transcript is spliced from 7 exons. Lineage: Eukaryota; Metazoa; Chordata; Aves; Charadriiformes; Laridae. Gene Ontology annotation, molecular function: zinc ion binding; cysteine-type deubiquitinase activity. Gene Ontology annotation, biological process: protein deubiquitination. Gene Ontology annotation, cellular component: cytoplasm. Bases 248 to 2341 code for a protein of 697 amino acids. The record is from RefSeq and is a predicted model, not a curated record.
CGGGGAGUGGGCGUGGCCGGCGGCCGUUGGGGCGUCUCGCGCUGGGUGACAGCUCGCGCGUGCUGAUGAUGGCGGGCUUUGAAGCUGUGCUGCCUUACAAUGAAGACUUAAGUAGUAAUUAAAUUCUCGAAGAACCGCCAAGACUCCUUUGGCUGAAAUGGGGAUGUUCCGCGCCCUGGAUGCUGCGUGGCGGAGGAAAGGAUGUGUAAACAUGACUCCGUCAAAGCAGCGAAGAUUUCUGUAAGACAUGGAUAGAUGCAAACAUGUUGGGCGGCUACGACUCGCCCAGGACCACUCUAUCCUGAACCCCCAGAAGUGGCACUGCGUGGACUGCCAGACGACUGAAUCAAUCUGGGCUUGUCUGAAGUGCUCCCACGUAGCCUGUGGGAGGUACAUCGAGGAGCAUGCACUUAAACACUUUGAAGAAACCAGGCAUCCGUUGGCAAUGGAAGUUAAUGAUCUGUAUGUCUUUUGUUACCUUUGUGAAGAUUAUGUCUUGAAUGAUAACCCAGAGGGUGAUUUGAAAUUGCUGAGAAGUUCUCUGUCAGCAAUUAAAAGUCAAAAACAUGAUCCGUCAACAAGAAGUGGCAGGACAUUGCGAUCAAUGGCUUUGGGAGAGGACAUGUGCAGCCAUCAAAGGAGCCCUCAGGGACAAUCUCAGAUGCUUACAGCUCUCUGGCACAGGCGCCAGUCCUUGCUUGCGAAGGCGUUGCGGACCUGGUUUGAUAAGAGCUCUAGAGGCCAGCUAAAAUUAAAACAAAAGAAACAAAUGGAGGAGUUGGAGAAAAAGAAGGAGGCAGCUAGGCAGCGGCGGCAGGAGAUGAAGAGACAGCUCCUGGAGGAGUUGGCAAACACUCCUCCACGGAAGAGCGCGAGGCUGUUGUCUCACGUGCACAGAGAGAACUUGAUUCCAAGGAAAUUUAGGGAGGUGGCGGCUGCUUCCCCUACCUCAAGGCAGAUGCAGAGCAGCAGAUUCAAACAGUUUUAUUCCAUCCGGCGUAAGCCUCUGAUGACUCCCGGGGUAACGGGUCUAAGGAACCUGGGAAACACAUGUUAUAUGAAUUCUAUUCUGCAAGUGCUAAGUCACCUCCAGAAAUUCAGAGAAUGUUUUUUGACACUUGAUCUCUGUGAAACAGAAGAACUCUUAGCCAAAACUGUGAAUGGGAAGUCUAGGAUGCCUGGCAAAUUGGCAAAUGGGUCUGCUGCUAAUGAGUCGGGGAAGACUGACAAAGUGGGAUCAUAUGGCACGCAGAGCUUGCCAGCUGGCUUAAAUGGUGGCUCCUCAAUAAGCAGGAGUUUAGAACUAAUACAGCCCAAGGAACCGAGUUCAAAGCACAUCUCCCUCUGUCACGAAUUGCACACCCUCUUCAGAGUGAUGUGGUCUGGCAAGUGGGCGCUGGUGUCCCCCUUCGCCAUGCUGCACUCUGUGUGGAGUCUGAUCCCGGCGUUUCGAGGGUACGAUCAGCAGGACGCUCAGGAAUUUCUCUGCGAGUUGUUGGAUAAAGUACAGCAGGAGCUGGAGUCGGAAGGAACGAAGCGCAGGAUCCUCAUCCCUUUCUCCCAGAGGAAGCUCACCAAGCAGGUCCUGAAGGUGGUGAACACCAUCUUUCACGGGCAGUUGCUUAGUCAGGUCACCUGCAUAACGUGCAACUACAAAUCCAACACUGUUGAGCCCUUUUGGGAUCUUUCCCUGGAAUUCCCCGAGCGCUAUCACUCUAUCGAGAAAGGCAUCGUCCCUGUUAACCAGACAGAGUGCAUGCUGACGGAAAUGUUGGCCAAGUUCACCGAGACGGAAGCUCUGGAAGGGAGGAUUUAUGCAUGCGACCAGUGCAACAGCAAACGGCGGAAGUCUUCUCCUAAACCUCUUGUUCUGAGUGAAGCUAAAAAGCAGUUAAUGAUCUACAGACUACCUCAGGUCCUCCGACUGCACCUUAAACGAUUCAGGUGGUCUGAACGUAAUCACCGUGAGAAGAUUGGGGUCCAUGUCCUCUUUGAUCAGGUAUUAAACAUGGAACCUUACUGCUGCAGGGACUCCCUCUCCUCUCUUGACAAAGAGACCUUUGUCUAUGACCUCUCCGCUGUGGUGAUGCAUCACGGGAAAGGGUUUGGCUCAGGACACUACACAGCAUAUUGCUACAACACAGAGGGAGGUUUUUGGGUCCACUGCAAUGACUCCAAACUGAAUGUAUGUAGCGUGGAGGAGGUGUGCAAAACCCAGGCCUACAUUCUUUUUUACACUCAAAGAACAGUGCAGGACAAAGCAAGAAUCUCAGAAAAACAACUCCAAGCUCAGGUGCCAUCCAAAAAUAGUGAUAAGGACAGAAGACUGACAUUCCCGUGAUGGGGAGCUCUGUAACUCAGUCAACAGUCUCAAUUUUUUUCAAAACCAUUGGCGCUCACAUCUUUCCUCUUUGUAGGAAAAAAGGCUCGCUGCAGGAAGGGGAUCAGAUCACGAUGUUUGCCGCCCAGGGUCUGGAAAAGCGUAUCGAGCUGUGCAAUUCUGACACGUAAGAUCGUAGUCAGAAUCUUGUUUUUAAAGCAUCUUGUUGUUAAGUUAUGCUCACAAAAUGAAAUGAGAAAGUUUGAUGCUGUUUAUCAUUCAUCUCAUAUCAAAAAGGAGUUGCGUAAGGUGUGUAACAAAUGAGCACAACCAGGAAAUAGAGGCAUCCAGCUGGCUUCAAAAACCGUCAGUCCCUAGUAAUGCUGAUAAAACUCCAGAAGGAACAGGUACAGUACCCUCCCCUCUAAUUGCCAUUCAGAUUUCCAGGGCUUGAAUCACACAGUCACCCGGGUAUUUAUUUGAACGGUUGUUGGAUAGAUGGAGUUGACUGCCCUGAGAGCCGUUCUUGCUGGAGAAAUGUUUAAUGUUCUUCUACCAGAGAAGAUAUUCCCCCGGGUCUCAGCUAUCUCCGUGAUACUAAUUUCUUUGCCAUCAGUUGAAGGCAAACCCGUGGCUGGCAAGCUUAGUCAGCAGCUCUUUUUCUCAGUGUUACCGAGGCUGUGUGCACACUUGAAGGUUUAUUCUCUGGACUGAACUGAAUUGGCAGCUAAAUUCACUAGCAAUGUGAUUUUAAAACAGUUCUGCUCUGGAGAAAGUGUGUUUGAAAACAAAACCCUGUAAUAAAACAGGAAUGUACCUGUGUGUCAUACCUGUUUACAGUGGCAGCAAAAACAAAGCCUAUACUACAGGCUUCUGCUGGCAUAACUUUGUCAUCGGGAUUAUAAAGGAGUCUGAGCCCUGGCUUGCCCAGCUGUGACAGCAGAAGCGGGUAGCGCGGAGGCAUCUUACACUGGCAAACUAGCACUUUUUUGUAAGUGUGGCUUGUUUUCCUCAGGGAAACAGGGUGGUGGUGAUACCGCAACGGUGGGAGACGCAGCGAGCUUCUGUUACCGCUUCUGUAAUGGAGACAUUCAUUAAUUGCAGUUGUCGGGGGAGGCCCAGACUGACCGAAGGCAGUGGGGUCGCACAGGUGUCGGGCGCAGAAUUCAGCCUCUGAAGUCUUUAUUUCUGCUGGGACGUAAAGGGAAGGAAUGUAGUUAAAUCUGAAAUUCCAUGUUGAGUUUGAAAGGUUACAAAAAUGUCUGUAUCUGUAAUCAGCUUACUUUUUAGAAUCCUGUGAGAAACGUAGGGCCUUAGUUGACUUUAUAGUCACUUCUCAGCCUGCAGUUGCACCUCAGGUGUUUUUAUAAUUUGGGGUUUGGCUGUUCACAUUUCAUGUUUUAAUCAAAUCUGAAUAUGUAACUGCAGAGAGACAUGAUGUCUUUCAGUCUUGAUGGGUUUUUUUUUUUAAAGUGGUUAAAGGUGAAGUAACCUAAAACAUGAGGUCUUCAAAAAAAAUUGGUUUCAUUUUCAGACAGAGAAGUUGCGGAAGUGUGUUUCGCUUCCUCCCUCUUCUCCUUUUUUUCUUGUCAGUGUUUGCCCAUCAGACACACGCUGACAACCCUACGUUGUUGUUGGAGGGGGUGAAGAGGUAAGUUUCCCAAAUACCAUUCUUCUCUUUCCACUGUGACUUUUAAUCUCCUGUCCUGUGGGCAAACUGGUCUCUCUUCCUUUGGCUGCUGUCAGUCGCUGCAGCCACGCAGAGACAAGCGCAGCAAACAAGUAGUUUCUAUUUUGUCAGAGCACAGUGUCGCACUAGGUCUCCUUGGUCCUUAAAGGUUCCCAUUUCUUGUGUGUCUGAGCAACACGCUGCUUUUUGAACCUACAAAACUGUCUUUUUGACAUUUAAAUAUAAUUUUGAGAUCCUGUGCCCUUAUUUUUUUUGGAGACGAGACUGUUUGAAACAGUCCUAUGGGAACUGAUUAAAAAGUUUUAGUUUUGGUUCUCUAAAUGUAGCAGGAUCUGGAAGGAUUUCUUAUGAAUGUCUGUAUAUCUAUGUAUUUACUAGGUAGGGGUUUUUCUGUGCUACCGGUAAAUAACAUUAAUAAAAAUGCAAUAGGCCAAACUGAGAUCCGAUAAAAGUAAAUGUGACUGCUGAUUGCAGGGGAAGCGGAAUUGGGUUCAGCACAGGUAGAAGCUGACAUUCCUGAAGGAAUCAAAAUCAAGCACUUGUGAUUAUCAGAUACGUGAUGGAUCCUUUUCUGGAGCAAAACAUAUGCUCUGUGAAGACUGUGUGUCUCAAAAAGAAAAUUAAAGGGAAAAUAGUGCUUAACAUUGCCUUUUUAAUCAAAGAGGUGGAAGGGAAAACUGGUGUUUUUCCCAUGCAUCAGUCCUCCCAGGACUGUCCACCCUUUAAGAGGAUUAUAUUCUUCCAAACGACAGUCAUGGUUUACUGCGACUACCAAAUGGUGCGUUCGCUCUCUGAAUCCCUUAGCCACGCUGGCCCUGUUUAUAUAAAAAUUUGAUAGAAAGACAAAUCGUAACACAGCAUGAGUUGUUCCUGCAGUGAGCUGAGACUUCGCUAUGAAUGCUCAUCUUUUGACUGAGUGUUUUGCAUUAAUAUUUGAAUUCAGGUAGUAAUACAUUUGUCAUGUGAAUCGAGUGGGUUGCAGAGGGGAAUGGGGAGCUGGGAUCGUUCCUGUAGCCAUUUGCUGCAUCUGAUGGCCCAAGCAGAUUUUGUAGCAUUUGCUGGUGACGUCUUUUGACACUAGUGGCCUCUCCAUGUGACGUUAGCCUAGUUGUGCUGAGAUGUGGAGAUACUGCAGUCAGAAAAAUGAUUGCCCUGAUAGGGAAGGAAUGAAUUAUACUUUGAAGUAAAUAAACUUGCUUUUUCCAACACUGUGAGGUUUCUGUAAUAUUUAGCUUUUAUUUGGAAGCGAUAGCGUAUAGCAUUUUUUAUGCUGUUUGGUUUAUAUUUGUCUGCUGCAGGCUUCUUUAUAUAAGCAGAGCCCAGCGCUCCCUCCAUGGUGGACACUGUUUUAUAGUGUCCUGUUUGCCAGAAAUUCUGAUGGGAAGUUACCUCUCUACAUCAGUAAGAUGAAAAUACUACUUGCAAUCACAGUGAAGCCCACUUAAGCCUGACAAAGGGUAGCCUGUAAAACAAACUUUGUCCCUUCUUUAAUGGUACGGCUUCAAAUCCUAAAUACACUGGUGCGUAUUUUGACUAAUUCCAGGUUUAAGGCUCUGCUUCUGCAAACGCAUGGGUUCAUGAUGUGACUUAACUCACGCGUGAAGUUCUAUGGCCACAGUCGCGUGUUGCGAGCUAAGUGUCUGCAACAUAAAAACCUUUAUUUUGGUGAAACUGGGAGUAGAAUUGGUGCUGGGAUUCCUGUACUGGGGUCCCAGUGGUGUAGCAAGGAGUGAGUUGCCUUGAGAGAUGCUCAGAGCAAGCGUGAGGCUCUUGGCACCUUGCAGGUUGCUGUCUGAAGGCCCAGGAAGCCGCUGUGCGCUGGCAGACUGGCAGCCUUUGGGACAGAACAGUUCCCAGCAUAUCCUUAUUCCAUUCCACUUGCAAGUAACUUGGCAUUCCUUAAUUUUAUGUUUUUAUGAAUGAAGAAUCUUAAUGUAUUCAUGGCCAGGUAUGAUACAGCAUCUGCUGCAGCAGUUGGCAAACACUUUAUUUUAGCUAACUUUAUUCCACUAGCAAAUUAGUUACAUAAAUUUGCCUUUAUGUUAUCCCUUUACUGUCUGUGUUCCCAAGUUAAACUAUGCAUACCGUAAAAACAGUUUCUUUGCAAAGCACUGAAAAACCAAAUUAUUUCCCCAUUAGUUCUGACCAGAACAAUUCUCUGGUCUGGCUUUGAAGUUGUUAAUGUGAGGCAGCAAAUAGAAUAAUGCAUAUUAAAUGUUUGACGUCAGACUUCACUGGGUCCCCACUUAGGGACUUCCAGAUGGGGGUUUUUUUGAGUAUAAGAAUAAAACUGGAAAUGGUAAAAGCAUUAAGUGUGUCCUCUGGGCUCGCUGUCAGGGGGGUUUUUUUGCUUUUAGACGGCAAGGCUUCUAGCAGAAAUAUUGUCUUGGUGGUAACUUAGAAACUCUUUUAUUGAUUGUAACGUCCCCAACGCUUAAUUGCAUCCCAAUGAGAAAGACUAAUGAACUUCUGGCUGCUGCCAGAUCCCCCCAGGAGGAGCUCCAGUGGAAGUCGAUGUGCUGCAGAAUGAGAACUACGUGAGCAAGAGACAGGGAGAUUAGUUUUACCUGCCAAUACCAUUUUCUGAAAUAAUUUUGUAUGAUUCCUUAGAUUUGGUGCCUUGUACCCAAUAAUAUUUUGCAUGGGACAGAAACGUUGGGAAAUAGGUCAUGGGUCUCCCGCUCCUGUCAGAAGCAGACAGAUUUGUGUGGUUUUACAAGUACUCAGUAUCGCUGACAUUUUUACACGUCAUAUCUGUACGUGAAUGAAGUUUACCAGCAAGCUCAGAAGCUAGUAUUUUAAUGUUAUAUGUUUGAAAUCUCUGUAUGUGUAAUAACUCGAAUAACAGCUCGUUCAAAAGCGUAUUGGAUUCGGCUUCUUAGAUUUUUCCCGUGUCAUCCAGGCCCCUCCAGCCAGAUCAGCAAGUUGGCAUCUGUCAGAGCACGUAGCAUAGAGCAAGGAUUAAAAACUCCAGUGGGGUUUUUAGAGUAGAUGUAGCUUUGGGAAGCACCUUCCGUUACAAACCUAAUGAUGAUUGCUGGUUUAGGAAAGAAAAAAUACAGUUCCCAUUGCCAUGGCAGUGUUUGUGCAGGUUUCCUUUUAGCAGUGUAGCAAAUACUUCCACGCGGGAGCAAAAGCAUGCCAUAGUAAUGCCUGUGCAAAUUUAAUAUGCAGUAGAUACAGUUGUGUAAGGUGGCCAAGUGUCCCUUCUUCAAAUUAAAUAGUAAAAUCCCAGCACCAGCUCUGAACACUGCCUUUUUGUGUGCCUCUAAUCCCUUCAGCGGGUUUGAGAUCGGAUAGGAUGGACUUAGGUUAAGAAUUUAUUGCCUGUGGGAAUAGAAAACCUCAAUUCAGUGGGUUUUUUGGUGUCUAUUACAUUAAUAUCGAUACCGGUUUAUUGCAGAUGGGAAUGUGAAGCAUUCGAGCAGGCUUCUAAAUUUGUAAAACCACAUGUUUAAAUGAUCAAAAGCUACAUACAUUAGUUACCUGGACCAACUAGUGAUUAUUUGUCUUAGUUGAUUUUAGGGGUGUGCCUUUAGGCUGCUCCUUCUUUGUACCUGUUUUUAUUUUGCGUGUGUGUGCAUGUGUUUUGCUCGUUUAAAGGAUGGUGGGCCAAAAGACUUUCAAAAAAGUUCUUAAGUCUUAAAAAGGAGCUUUGCAAUGCACAUUUCCAAAAGGGGGGGAGGGAAGAAAAAAUGGAAAAUAAAAAAGACCAGCCCAAUGGGCCGAAGACUGACUUUAACCUCUAUUAACUAUUUAUUGUUCAGAAGCUUGGCAGGAUGCAGGAUACACUGCAGUCACAGCGAAGUGCUGUACCCUUGGGGUCCUUCUUGAACUGCCGUACUACUGAUUUUGUGCCGGCUGGGAGGCAGUUGGGAUGAAUGAAAUGACCAGUAAAAAGAAACCCAAGCCGACUGCAGCAAUGAUCUCUGAUCUAAGUUUAGAAGAGACAGGAAGCGUCUGACAAGGGGACCUUGCGUGUUAGAGGACUGCAUGUUUUGCAGGCGGAGACAUCGACAAAAUGCAAACGCAGUCUCGUUCGCAGUAAGCUUCUACUGAUUUUUGCGGCAAAAACUUUCUCUGAUCAGUAGCCUUAUAGUGGCAAAACGAAUGGUGCUUUUCCAUUAGAUAUUACAGUUCCUAAGGAACAGUACCCCAAAUUCUCAAGUUUUAUAAAGGAGCUACCUACUUAAAACCCACAACGUCACUGUAAAUGCUUUGCCAUAACUGGAAGCGAGAAAGGAGAUGAUACAGUCGACGACUUCACCUAAUUUGAUCUGUAAUUUUUAGUCUUGAUGACAUACUUCCAAUAGAGGUGGAAGGAAAUUUGAUUUUUAUUUUUUUUCCAUGCUGAAAUGCUGUGCCCUGACUUGUCAAACUAGGAUUUGGUGGAAUAUGGAGUAGGAGAGGCCUCCUCUUGUUCCUGCCAUUUUCUGUGUGAGCAUGUCUUUCGGGGGGCAUGGGGCUUCUCAAUGUUGCUCCUGCUGAAGAGGAACCACCACAUCCCCUCAACGCGGGCAGGGUUCAGUGUGAAGUACUCGGGCUGGCCUUAUUUCCUUAGAAAAGCGUAUCUGUACCAUGGGGAUAAUUCGUACUGCUACAACUGGGUUAGUACGAAUCCGUGACGCGUUGGUGGGCAGAGAAGGUUAAAGAACGUAUGAUAGCAGGGGCAGGCUGGAGCUGGGCACGUGAAUAAUGUCACCACUGCUCAUAGUGCACCGCUGAAGAGAAUCGGUAGCUGAAAAAUCAGGAUAACCACCCGUGGGGCUGCCUCUCUUUUGCACAGUUAGCGUGGUGUUUGGGCUGCAUAACUCCACACCUCUUAUUUAGGAAUGGCAUGUCCAUAGCAAGUCUCAUCUUCACUCUCCUUAUAUUUAUUAAAUGACAUUAGUACGCCUGGCCCUUAAGGCUGUUUCCUAUUGCUACAAGAUGAACCACACAUUUCCAUGUGAAAACCAAGUUUUCGCCUGGUUUAUCAGAUGUGCAAACUGCAGUAACUUACCACUGCCAACGCAGCGCCCAUGUAAAAGAACUGGGUCCUGUUUUUUUUCCCUGCUUAACUUCAGCUUUGAUUAAGCAGUCACAAACUCUUUGAGCCACGUCUAACGAGCAGUUUACAGGAAAGAAACAAGUGGAUGAGUUUGUUUCCAGUAAAACUUUUUUUAACAGGUCUGCCUUUCCAUACAGGAAACUUAUAUACAACUUAGAAACUUAAAAGAGCUUCUCCAGGAGGAGUGCUGCCCAGGCGAGCUCCCUGAAGGUGUGAUGGGCUUGGGCAGGGUGCUGCCGGGGAGCCCCCGCUUCUGCUAAUGCCCUGGAAGCUUCACUCUUGACUUGAGUAAGGGCAGAAUUAAAGCGAAUCUUCAGCACUUUAAAAAAGUUUAUUCUGCUGUAAGUUAAGGUUGCUGGAAGGGUGCUGUUGGCAGAGGUUUGGCCAGAAGACGAGCAGUUUCCCCUCAAUAUGAAAUCCCCUGGCAGCUCUUGUGGGAAUAGGAGUUUAACGCUGCGCCGGUAUCUUGUGCGAGGAGCCAGGCUGGAGCUUGGGUGUGUUUCCUCAUUUUUCAGUGACUUCUUUGGGGACUUUAAGUCAGAACAGCCUCUAGUUUCUGCUUCGAGCUUCUGGUACUUGCGUCACUAAUGACUUAAGCUGAUGUAUGCCAUGCUGUGCUCAUGAAUGAGGCUGCCUUUGCUCCAAGGACACUGCCAGGCAGCAGCAAGUGACAAGAGAAUCCAAUUAAUUACCGAAUGUUUCUGGCAAUCUGUCCAGCUGUCUUGCAGCUCAGUGCAAGCGCACCAUUCCUAAUCGCGGGUUCAGCAGCUUUUAUUUUAGUCAAGGUUUGUUAAGACAACAUCCAGGAAGUCACCUAUGGCAGCCUUAUGUGCUUAACUGCCUGAACUGCCCCCUGCCUGAACCCAGGCUUCAGGAGGAGAUUAGUGUGUUCUAAAUCAAAACUAAGAUUAACUAUAAAAUGACUUAAUGUUCUAAUUAAUCCCCUUUUCCUGCAGAAACUGUUUCUGCAUAACUUGGAUUAUCCGUACUUCAAAAGAACUUAAUUUCUUUACAGGAUGUUAAAAUACCUGCUUUGAAAACAGCAUUUUUAAGGAUCUGUAUCAGUAGUGGAAUGUGUUUCCCCCUGGGGCAGGCGAGAGGGCAGUUCUGGGUCACAAAACGUGCAGGCAGUGCUACUUCAGAAGAAUGUCUUAAACUAAAAACCCGUGCGUAACCGUCCAAAGAAUCUGAAGCCAUGUUGCAGUCCUACUGCCAUAAUGCUCAGGGCUGGGAAGUUCCUCUGCUCUAUAAAAAGCAGCUUCGAGGUGCUGUCGUGUAACGCACCCGAGUCAAUCACCGCCGCAGCUCCCAUGGUGCUUUCGCUGUUCCCCGAACAGCUCCACCACCUACAGCUGGACUUUGAAGUUGGUAAGGGCAAGCUGUAGUCUCAGUCCAGGGCGCUAAAAUGCUAUGCAACACCAAAUGGCUUCUUCUUCCCACACACAGACAUCAUUCCUUUACAGUACGUGUCCCAGCUUUAUCUCAUCCGGACAUCACCCAGGAAACCUUCUGGUGGUUAGAGUUUACCUAGGGCUUGUCACAGUUUUGUUUUUCCUUUGAAUAAGUAGCUGAUGGGUCCUGCUUACAACCCAGGACU